Molecule: messenger RNA, 1975 nt
Organism: Anarrhichthys ocellatus (wolf-eel)
Lineage: Eukaryota; Metazoa; Chordata; Actinopteri; Perciformes; Anarhichadidae
Product: vasoactive intestinal polypeptide receptor 2
Exons: 13
Coding region: 1-1287 (428 amino acids)
Biological process (GO): adenylate cyclase-modulating G protein-coupled receptor signaling pathway; cell surface receptor signaling pathway
Cellular component (GO): plasma membrane
Molecular function (GO): peptide hormone binding; vasoactive intestinal polypeptide receptor activity; G protein-coupled peptide receptor activity
Source: RefSeq, a predicted model, not a curated record
AUGCAGUUUCUGGUUCGUCUGGAAGUUCACGGGCGACAUCCAACCUGUAACUUCCUGUUGGAGGUGGAGAGAGACCAGGCGGAGUGUGUGAGGAGGCUGAGGGAGGAGGACGCUGCUGGCAGCCAUAAAGAGCCGGGAUGCAAAGGAACGUGGGACAGCAUUGCAUGCUGGGAGCAAACCGAGAUUGGAGAGACCGUCACCAUCGCCUGUCCCCGAGUCCUCACGACUGUAUUCGGCAGAAACGGUAACAUCAGCAGGAACUGCACGUCAGCGGGAUGGUCGGACGUUUUCCCGAACAUCACCAGCGCUUGUGGCUCGGACACCAUCCAGGACAAGCUGGUCUUCUACGUGGUGGUGAAGACGUUGUACACUCUGGGUCACAGUCUGUCUUUGAUCGCCCUCACCACAGGGAGCGCCAUCCUCUGUCUGUUCCGGAAGCUCCACUGCACCAGGAACUACAUCCACCUCAACCUCUUCUUCUCCUUCGUCCUGAGAGCCGUGGCCGUGCUGGUGAAAGACGACAUCCUCUUCAACCGAACCUCGCAGUGCUCCAACCAGCCGUCACUGGUGGGAUGUAAAGCCAGCCUGGUGUUCUUCCAGUACUUCAUCAUGGCCAACUUCUUCUGGCUGCUGGUGGAGGGUCUCUACCUCCACAUGCUGCUGGUCGUCAUCUUCUCCGAGAACAGACACUUUGUCGUCUACAUGUUCAUCGGCUGGGGAAUCCCCACGGUGUUCGUCUCUGCGUGGGUGAUGACGAGGAUUUAUCUGGAGGACACGGGGUGCUGGGAGAGAAAUGACAACCCCAUACCCAACUGGGUGAUCAACGGACCAAUCGGAUUCUCUAUCAUGGUGAACUUUAUCCUCUUCAUCAGCAUCAUUCGCAUCUUGGUUCAGAAGCUGAGGUGUCCUGACGUGGGCGGCAACGACCAAUCACAAUACAGGAGAUUGGCCAAAUCUACUCUCCUGCUGAUCCCUCUGUUCGGGAUCCACUACGUGGUCUUUGUUUCUCUCAGUGAAUCCAUUGCAGAAGCUUAUAAAAUAUUCUUUGACCUGGCCCUCGGAUCCUUUCAGGGUCUGGUGGUGGCCAUUCUGUACUGUUUCCUAAACAGUGAGGUUCAGGGCGAGCUAAAUAGAAAGUGGCGGAGUAUAUGUCUGAACUGCCGUCUGAGCAGAGACCACCACUUCAACAGCACCUUCGCCUCCAGGAACGGUUCAGAUCACAUGGUGCAGUUUCACCGCAACUCCCGAACCCAGUCCAUCCUGCAGUCAGAGACCAUAGUGCUGUGAGGACCUGAGGGGAUACCCUUUAAAACAAACAGUCUCCAGGUCGAAUAGUUUUUACAAAAUGAUUUUAACACAACGUUGAGGUGAAGUACCACAUGGGUGGGACCUGCACAUCGCCCCAGAGCAUAUUUUGGUUUUAGCUUUACAAAUCUCUACGAGCCUUCAAAAUGUACCUUAAGUGGACCUGAAGCAGUUCUGAUCCAUCCUUUGAGGGUGUGCUUGUGUUUGGUUUCAAGAGUUUUUUACGUUGUGUUAACUGUGCAAGCCAAGAAAGAACGGAUCUCCAGCAACCUCAUAUUUUGUCAGUUUUUCCAUGACGUGUGAGGUAAGAAAUGUACGUACUUCUGUGUAUGUUAAAGGCAUUGGUUAAAUAUCUAUGAAGAAAUAUGUGUAAGAGAAACAGUUCCAAUCUUCUCGUCAUGGGGAGCAGAGCUGAAGACUUUAGAUUGAGUCAUCGAGUUGCAACCACGUUGCAGCCGUUGCACUGCCGUGUAGGGGACAUAAUAUUGUGACAAUGCAUGUGGUUGAUGUACGUGAAACAUUUACGAGUGAAAAUUAGUAUUUUUGUGAAGCCGAGCACAUUAGCGACGGAGGGAAAUCUUGAAAUACGGUCAUGUUCGUGAGUUACUAUAACUUACAUGGAAUUACAGACUGUAUAUAAGAAGUGUACAUGGUCACUGUGACGUCACCC